AUGUCAAACAGUAGCAGCAAUCUCCUCACAUCGGUCCUCGUUACAGGAGCCUCUCGUGGUAUUGGCCUUGAAUUUGUCAAGCAACUUCUCAACAACAAAUCCUCCACUCAACUCGUCUAUGCCACUUGCAGAAAUCCUUCUCAAGCCAAACAAUUGAAUGAACUUCAACAACAACACAAGGAUCGUUUGAUCAUUGAUGAAUUAGAUAUUACCAGUGAUGAUUCCAUCCACUCAUUAGUCUCUCACAUCAGCAACAAGUCUCUCAAAUUCACUCUUCUUUUCAACAAUGCAGGAAUUACCAUUCAAGUCGGAGAUGCCAUUCACGAAAGUACUCGGGAUAACAUGUUGAAAGUGUUCGAGACCAAUACGGUUGGUCCAGUCUUGCUCUCUCAAAAAGUGUUUAACAAUCACUUGCUUGAGAAGGGAUCUCUCAUUGUCAACAUUUCAUCCCUCUUAGGUUCUAUUGAAUCGGCCACUCUUCCCUACUAUCCCAAUUACACUGGAUAUACGUUGUCCAAGGCAGCAUUGAAUAUGGUCACUCGACUCCAGAGCACUGCAUGGAAGGAUCAACAGGUGUAUGCCCUCUCUAUUCAUCCAGGUUGGUUAAAGACCGAUAUGGGAGGAGAACAAGCACCUGAAGAAGUUUCGAAUGGUGUGGCUGGAAUUUUGAAUGUCAUUGAGAAGUUCAAUCCAGAGACUCAGAAUGGAGCCUUCCUUCAAUACAAUGGACAACCAUUGGCUUGGUAA
Naegleria fowleri is the source of this 747-nucleotide messenger RNA. RefSeq lists its product as uncharacterized. Lineage: Eukaryota; Heterolobosea; Eutetramitea; Acrasida; Naegleriidae. The transcript has a single exon. Bases 1 to 747 code for a protein of 248 amino acids. The record is from RefSeq and is a predicted model, not a curated record.